UCUCAAAGACUGCAACAAUGUAAAUUUCUUUAAAGUUUAAUUGCUCAUUUCACUUUGAGCGCAGGAAAAACCUCAAGCUGGGGCAAAAAGGUAGUAGAGCGGAAGGAGAAGUUAAGGACUGAGGUGCUUUGCAGAUCAGUGUUUGAAAGUGAACAGCCAACCUAACAAGAAGCAAAAACCACAGAACAGAGUACCACAUUGUCUUUCUGUUCACUUUGUUUCACAAAAUCAUCCAGGCUCUUCCUACAUUUCUCUCUUACCACCUUUUUCUCUCUCUCUCUCUCUUUUUUUUUUUUUUUUAAUUUCACAGAUGCCACUGGGGUAGGUAAACUGACCCAACUCUGCAGAACUCAGAGGACGAAGAGAAGACUUCUACUUGAGCAGUUUUUCCAUCCCUGCUAUGUGCCGGAAAUGAAGACAUUGCCUGCCAUGCUCGGAAUUGGGAAAUUAUUUUGGGUCUUCUUCCUAAUCCCAUAUCUGGACAUCUGGAGAAUCCAUGGGAAAGAAUCAUGUGAUGUACAGCUUUACAUAAAGAGACAAUCUGUAUACUCUGUCUUAGCAGGAAAACCCUUUAACCUACAAUGCCCUGUGAAAUACUGUGCUCACAGGCCUCAUGUGACUUGGUGCAAGCUCAAUGGAACAAAAUGUUUACCACUUGAAGAAGGACUUCAACGACACACAAGUUGGAAAGAAGAGAAGAACAUUUCAUAUUUUAUUCUACAUUUUGAACAAGUGCUUCCUAGUGACAGUGGGUCAUACCGCUGUUCUGCACAUUUUUCACUUCAACUCAUUGAAAGCCACUCAACAACUGUUUAUGUGAGAGCAUUUACUAACACUCCAGAUGUAAACAGUACCUCAGAACGACCCUCCAAGGAUGAAAUGGCCAACAGACCAUGGCUCCUGUAUAGUUUACUUCCUUUGGGGGCAUUGCCUCUACUCAUCAUUACCUGUUGCUUCCUGUUCUGCUGCCUGAGAAGGCACCAAGGAAAGCAAAAUGAACUUUCUGACACAGCAGGAAAGGAAAUUAUCCUGGUUGAUGUUCCCUUUAAAAGUGAGAAAACAGAAGCAAGCACCAGGCAAAAUUCCCAAGUACUGCUAUCAGAAAGUGAAAUUUAUGAUAAUGACCCUGAACUUUGUUUCAGGAUGCAGGAAGGGUCUGAAGUUUAUUCUAAUUCACGCCUGGAAGAAAACAAACCGUGUAUUGUUUAUGCUUCCCUGAACCAUUCCAUCAUUGGAGUGAACUCAAGACACGCAAGACCUGUGAAAGAAGCACCAACAGAAUAUGCAUCCAUAUGUGUGAGGAGUUAAGUCUAUUUCUGACUCCAACAGGGGGCAUCGAAUGAUCAGCGUGUCAACAUCAUCGUCUGGGACCAAUAGGAUGUCGAAUAAUAUUUCUCAAUUUGAGAAUUUUUACUUUAAAAAUGUUCAUGUUAGUGCUUGGGCUUUAAGGGUCCAUUGGAUGAAUGAUUACAAUUUCUCCCAGAAACUUAUUUGGGAGCUUUUUAUAUUAUAACCUUGAACAAGAAAAUCUCUCCAAAACUGAUUUAUAUCAUGAGUAGCAGAAUAGUAGAACAUUUAAACUCAGCUCCAUUUCACCCAAUAUACAAACUCAAUCUUGCUUUUGAAGCUCUUGGAAAGACUUGUAGGGAAAAGAGGUUUGUGUUAUCUGGAUCGGUUUACUACACACUCUUGAAAACAAAAUGUCUCAAUUUGACUAACCAACCAUAAAUACAGUAAUGAUUUUACAUUUCAAGUCAAUCUUUCAUGAUAAGAAAUUUUUCCUCUGUCAAUCUAAGAAUGGUGUUUCUUAAAUGCAAAGGAGAAAUCAUUUUAGACUUGAUGUAAGAAAAUGAAAAGAAUAAAUAGUGCAAUAAAAAUAUAGAAUAUACCAAUUAGAUGUAGAGUAGAUGUUCUCCAUAUCUGGCAAGCAAAUGCUUAUAUCUACUCUCUUAGAUUGAUAGACAAAUACAGGUAUUAAUGGAGCAGUCAACGUAUAGUACAUUUAUGAAUAAAAUAGUGACUCACUGUUUGGGUCACAUAGACUGAUGGAUAAGAAUAUGACAUAAUGCUGCUGAAUUAAUAGACUUAUGGGCAUCCGAAUAGCUUAGAAGUUAGUCAGAAUAGGUAUUAUUGGGCAAGUGAAGAUUGAUAGCUUAAACUGCUUCAUGCUUAACUUGAUAGCAAGUUAAAGUGCAAUUAACGGAAUGGUGGAAAACCCAGAAUAUUUAAUUGGUCAGCAGGGGUCAAUACGCUUUCAUUCACCACAUCUGCAUCUUGCUGUUAUUCUUACUAAGGAAUCAGGGCAAAUUAUCUGUAGUGACAUAUUUUAGUUUGCUAAUCAUUUAUUUUAAAAUACUGAGGUUGCAGCCACUUAAGAGCACAGCAAAAGAUGGAUUCAGAUAUUUGGAAUUUCCAAAGUACUUGAGUUAAAUUAUUUCAAAAGUACCCUAUAACUUUAUUCAACAGUUUGAGGUGAUUAGAAUUGUCAGGUGCUGCUACUGAAUAAUGUAAUAGUCUUCAUACAAAGUGGAUAGCAAAGGUUAAAAUCCAUUUGAACAAAUAUGUGAGCUGAGCUGCUGUACAAAUGAAUGUGACCUGUGUGUGUGUGUGUGUGUGUGUGCGAGCGUGCGCAUGUGUGUGUGGUGUGUAUUUUAGGUGGGGUGGGUGACAACAGAAAUGGUGCAUGAUCAAAUUGAUAUUACAUUUUCAGUUUGCUUUUGAAGCUCAAAAUACUAGAUUAAAUGGGUCAUUAAAGAAAAUAAUGUGUGAAAUUAUGGAGUUGAGAGUAUAAGUGGGGUAAACAUAUACAAAGACAAAACUGAGGUUUUGUGGUGGAGAGAGUUUCUUAUAUAACACUGGCAUUACAUUUUAGCUCCUUAGAUUUGGGAGUGCAGAUAUUCUUUUGAGUCACUGUUAUUUAGCCAAUUACACCUAGAAUUUUAAGCAACCAAUUCUAGAUAGGCUCUUUUAGCCAGGCUGCAUUUGUGGACGACUUAUGUAAGAAAGACAUCUAGCUGCUUGUGGUAUUCUUAAAAAUAGAAACAGGAAAUAUGGGGAGGAUACAUUUAGCUGUCCUCUUAUCAGAUGAACACACAAAGCUGAACAGUUCCCUUAUGAUUCUCUCAAACUUAAAAGCAAAAUAUUUCUGUCUUAUUUAGAAUAUUCUUAGUAUGUCUUACAGUAAAGAUAAUGCUGAUAAUGAUUUCAUCUCUAUGAUUUAUUAAUAUAUUUGUACUAUUUGCCAAAAUCACACAUCAUUCAUGUUUUUAUUCCUUUUCAAAAUGGUGUCAGAGAUAUAUAUGUAUUUUCCCAAAUGAAUCUAUUUCACUAUUAUUUAGGCUUAUUUCCUUAAUUUAUAAUGGUUUGAGCAAAAGAAUAUGUAGAUAAUUUAAUGGUUUUUCACAAAUUUUAAGCUUGUUGAUUGUUCUCAAUAAGAAGGUAAAGUUAUUAAAACUUAUUUGAAAUCAA
Molecule: messenger RNA, 3468 nt
Organism: Cebus imitator (Panamanian white-faced capuchin)
Lineage: Eukaryota; Metazoa; Chordata; Mammalia; Primates; Cebidae
Gene: BTLA
Product: B and T lymphocyte associated
Exons: 5
Coding region: 412-1308 (298 amino acids)
Biological process (GO): immune response-regulating cell surface receptor signaling pathway
Cellular component (GO): plasma membrane
Molecular function (GO): signaling receptor activity
Source: RefSeq, a predicted model, not a curated record